UCCCGGCUUUAUCGAUCCGCGAAAUCGCCGAUUUCUCGUUUCUAUCUCUAUCUCUGCCUGCAAACACAACCAACGAUGCUGGCGGGAAGUCUCACAUUCCGAGACGAAGUUACCAUUUUAGCCCUCACUUGCCCUUUCCCCAACACACACACACACCACGGAUUUAAUGACGCUCUCUUAUUUCAACGUGUCCCUGACGAAAGCCACCCUCCUCCUCCUUACAGGCGAAGUAAUUCCAAUACUCAGAGAGAGAGAGAGAGAGCAUUAUAUGUAUCUGUACAUAUAUGUAUGUGCAGAGAGAGAGAGAAAUUGGGUUUGGUUUUUGUAACUGAUCUGUAUUCAUUGGAUUUGUGUGGUUGGGUUGUUCUGUGAUGUGCGUUUAGCGUGUGGUCGUCCGUUGAUCUAUCUGUGCAAUCAACGUGUGAUUGCGUAGGCUUGUAGUUCUUUAAUUUCUAUUUCCCGUGUUAUGAAGUUCGGCGGUGAUUCCUUCUUCGUCUCCCUUUGUUAUUCAUCGUCUCUGUUUCUCUCUCAAUUGGAAUGGAAUUCCCUUGAUCAAUUCCCAGGAAUUAAUCGUGGAUUUCAUGGGCAGUGGCAACAAUGGCCGGUUUGUUUUCCCUUUAACAAGUUUGCAAAUUGGGGAUUUGCAGUCUUAUCUGUCACAUCUUAACCUCUUUCUGGCUCCCGAAAGUAAGAAAUUCUAUAUCUUGGUUGACAACCAACCAUGGCUGGAAGACCUUGCACGGCCUGCACAUUUGUGGCAAUUGAUGGUCACUAAGUCUAGGUUGUCCCCCUUUGCAAACACCAGAGGUCGGAAGGGGAAAAAGGAGGCUAGGGAGUUUUUUGAUCUGAAUGAUAGUUCUGAAUCAAACACAAGCAAUUCAAAAAAGUAUAAAAGGUGGUUCACAUUGAUUGAUGCUGUGACAUUAUCUCGGAAGAGGGCCUUGCUUCCUGUAAAGAAACUGAGAACUUCUUUGGCAUUAAAUAGCAAGUUGCGUAGGACCUUGUAUGGUUUUAUAGUUUUCGAAGUUGCAUGGACUGAUGUUCGUGGAAUCAACUAUUUGAAUGAGCUUCAGACCGAUACAUCUCUGGCUAUUGAGGCUAAAUUCAUGAGAAGAUGGGAAUUUGAUAGCAUAGCGCAAGCUGAAAGAUGCAUAUCUUCAUGGUUUCCAGGGACACGCAAUGAGCUGCUUCUACUGAAAAAGCAUCUGGACUCCACGAUAGGAGAGGUGUUCUAUGAUGCUCAUGAAAAUUUUCCUAGAUCUUCUAGUGUUGAUGAUGAAAAUAUGUGCAGUACUGAGUUGUGCACAGAGGGUGAGUCUCCUUACCCUUCAAACAUGGAAGAUGGAACAAGUAUUCUGCACACCCCACCUCCUCCUGAUGGGCCCUACAAGAGAAGAAAAGUAAUGAUGUCUAUCAGGGGCAGAGUUGAAGAUGAUACAUAUUCCGAAGGAACCCGGGGUGAAAUUGUUGGCUCACCAACAGGUUCUCAGAGCUCGUAUGCAAGUGAUUGUGAGGAAACAAUUGAAGAUACGAAGUACAAGGAUGUUUUGCUUUUGUUUCGGUUUAAUGAUCAUGACCUUCCAUUUAAGUUAAGGGAAAUAAUUACGUCUGAUUUGCGAUUGCUUAGAUUAUUGGAGUCUGGGCUUCCAUCUUGGGUUAUAUUCCUUCAGUCGUACCCAGGGUUUUGCCAUCUUUAUCGGCCAUGGAUGUGCCCUCUAGCGAGAGGUUUAUAUGUUCUGAUUUCGAUUAUCACAGUUCUCAUUGGAUUUUAUGAUUUAUACAAAAAUGUCCCAGUUCUCAAGGCAACUGCAUCCCGAUUGUUUGGGCCUCUUUUUGAUUGGAUAGAAACAUGGGAGAUGAUAUCAAGGAUUAAAUACUUGGGGACAAUGUUAUUUCUGCAUAAUUUUGAAAAGGCUGUUCAGUGGUCCUUGACAAUUACGCGUACCACUCGAUCAUUUAUUUCGGUUCUCACACAACCAAUGGCAGGGCCAUUUCUGGAGUUCCUUAUUCCUCUUUCAAAUAUCUGUAUACAAGUAGCAGAGACUUUCAGUUCAGUCAUUUGGAUUGUGAUUGGGUCUUCUUGCAGUCUAGUGGAGAACAUUGUUGAGAUUGUUCUCUUGCCUAUCUGGUUUAUCCUAUCAGUUUUUUGGAGUAUUGCAAUGUCCAUUAUAUACCCUAUAUUCUGGAUCCUGUGGGAAGCACUCUAUGCUCCAAUUCGCCUGGUUAUUGGACUGGCUAGUCUUGUGACCUUCAUCUGUACUGGCAUAUAUGAUAUGGUUGGAGACAUAUGGCUGUUUGUGAGUAGCAUAUUCCAGUUUGCUUCAAAUGCUGAGGCAACGGUUAGCACAUAUGAGGUUUCUAUGUGGCGUUCGCUUUGGAAUGAUCUUUUCUCCCAGAUUUUUCGUGCAGUUCGGAGUAUUUUAAAUGGUUUUGUAGCCUUCUUCACAGCCUGCAAUAGACACCGUCUGAGCAUUUAUAAUCAUGCACAGGAGUUUAUUCAAAGGCUAUCUCCCCGGGGCAAGAGAUUGUGCUCCCCAGUUUCUAUUCAUAGAGGACGGACUCGCGGCACUCAAAAUAUGGUGAGUUGUCCUAUUAUGAUGUCAUUUCGAGUAAUGAUUUCAGUACUUGCACAAAACUAUAGCUGGUCUGAGCUCUGAGGCUGAGACACAUUAUUUAUAUUUCUCUUCUUCAAUGUUAGUGAGGUACAUUUAAUGUUGAUUCUGAAUGUUGCAAGAUAUAUUUUUUUAAGCUUGCAUGUGUAGAUAAUUAUUGUGAUUCUACCAGGAAAGUAACUCUUCAAAAAUUUACUGCUAUUCCUAGAUAUUAUAGUUAAAAUUUAACUACUGCUACUGAAGGAAAUUGAUCAGAGAAGCAGAAUUUUCACAUUUCCUGGCAUCCUGUUUCAAUCAGUAUUUCAACUUUGUAUUACUGACUACGAACCUAUGUAUCAUGAUAUUCGGGCAUUCUGUACUUCGAAAUUAGAAGCUGACAUACAUGAUCUACCAACAUAACUCAUGAACGUAAACACAUAACAAGAAAAUAUGUUUUGCUGGUGAUGAUUUCUUUGAUCCCUCUUUCUCUCUCUCUCUCUCUUAAGGAGACUUGACAGGUAUUUGAAUUUGACCAACUUAGAUAUUGAAGAUUUGUACUAAAUGCUAUGAUCUUUUUGGCCAAUAAAUAUUGUCUUUUGCCAGAUGUGUUGAAAAUACUAGUUCCACAUCAGUUCAAAUCACUUCGGCCCUUAAGUUGAGUCUACGUCGUCAUCUGCUAAAAAUGGUUUGCAACACACUUUCAAGGAGGAAAAAGAAAGCCAUGCAGAGGAUAUUGUGUUCUUGAUGUUAGAUAUUCUGAUGUUACCGGACAACAGGGGCAAGUUUUACUCACACAAAAGUGCAUUAUUUUUCUCUUACACAUUUCUUCAUUUUGCUUUUUGCAGUCAGAAGCUGAGAGAGGAAGCCAACGUCAUACUGGGUCUCGGAAACAAAGAUGACUCCUCUUUGAAUGCAAGAGAGCUAUUUUCUGUGGCACAUAACUUCAGUAAGCAUAAGAAAGUCUUAACCGAACACUAACCCGGAGGAAACCUUUCUGGGUGUUAUUUGCGGAAUACACAAUUUGCACUGGAUCAAAACCCUGAGGAAUCUGAUUUAACCCAUAGGAAGUUUUUUUUUUUUUUU
Messenger RNA from Ilex paraguariensis (yerba mate), 3674 nucleotides. The record is from the annotation of a GenBank genome assembly. Lineage: Eukaryota; Viridiplantae; Streptophyta; Magnoliopsida; Aquifoliales; Aquifoliaceae.